Molecule: messenger RNA, 2270 nt
Organism: Trichobilharzia regenti
Lineage: Eukaryota; Metazoa; Platyhelminthes; Trematoda; Strigeidida; Schistosomatidae
Source: the annotation of a GenBank genome assembly
AUGCCUGUACAAUUGGUUGCUGUGCAUAACUUUUCAAAAACGCUUGUCACAGAAGUGGAUUGUCAAAAGUAUACACAGGUUAUUCCAAAACUUGGAGAGACAGUAACUGGAUCAAGUUUCCUCCUCGGCUACGGAGGGAAAGGAGCAAAUCAAUGCGUCGCAUCGAAACUAUUGGGAUGUAACACAGCACUUGUUGGAAAAGUUGGUGAAGACUAUUUUGGAGAUAUUUUUCUUGAACAUUUAAAGCAACUUGGUGUAAACACUGAUGGUGUAACAAAAUCUCCAAAAUGCAGUACUGGUGUUGCAUCAAUUACUGUUGAUACGGGAACAGGUGAAAAUCAGAUAAUUAUUGUCCCUGGUGCAAAUAUGCUUAUAACAGAUAGUGAUAUUAAUCGUGCAAAUCAACAGUAUAUGAUUUUUAAUACAAAAGUGAUAGUAUGUCAGUUCGAAAUUAAUCCUGUGGCAACACUUCAUAGUUUACGAUAUGGCCGAACUAAUGGAGUGAAAACAAUUCUUAAUCCUGCACCUGCUCCAGUACCGUCUGAAAACAAUGAAUUGGGAAAUUAUGAAUUACUAGAUAUGAUAUUAUCAAAUUCAGAUUUUGUAUGCCUAAACGAAUGCGAAUUCUGUUCCAUAACUGGAUCUGAUCUUGAAUCACUUCCUCCAGAAAAUGAGCAGAUCACUUCGUCGAAUGUGCAUACCUUCAUCCCCGGUCUCAUCUAUCUUAUUGAGAAAAAAGUCAGAUGGCCGAUAGUAACACUAGGAAGUAAAGGAGCUAUCGCUGUUCUUUAUGCAGAAGAUAUGGUGGGUAUGCAAAACAACGAUGUAAGUGUAGUGGCACAUGUAUCUUUAGGAAAUGAAGAAAAGCUAAUCGUACACUUGGCAUCUCCCAAAAUUGAUGAUGUCACUGAUACAACAGUAAGUCAAGUUGUAUUUUUCAAAUAUAAAGUCGAUAAAACGUGAUUAUGUAAAACCAGGGCGGUGGUCAUUCAGGUGAUAGACUAGUUCACUAACGCGUGAAACUAAGACGUAACUUAAAUUCAUAUAUCUGUAAGAAAUGCUGAGAAGUGGAGGGGAUUUACAAAGUCCUCCAGGAGAAAACAAUAAUUUAAACUGUUAGAUCUCGUAACCAACCAGCAUCAGUUAGCAAUCAUUGGAAACCAGUGGACAUCUCUGUCAUCCUAGCUUGAGAAUCUUUGCCAGUGUGCACCCACAGCUAAACUAGGACAAAACAAGCUGUCCAGUAGUGAUCUGUGGUUCUCAAUGACCUCACACUGAUAUUGGUUCGUGACGAAAUUUAACAAUGGAAGUUUAUCCGAAUCUCAUAAACUUAAACAUCAGUCUCCAGCCUAUUGAUGGCUACUGGGUGUAGAUGCCUUGAAACUGUGCUGAGAAGUCGCGACCUAUGGGGUCCACCAUGUUAAGGUGAAACAGAUGCUCAUGGAAGCGCUGUAUCACGAACUGACUAAAAUUAGAAUCCAGAGGUCAUUGAACUCUCACUCAAGUGGCUGAAUAGUCAACGAGCUUGGCCUUGUAACCUGAUUGUUCCAGGCUCGAUCACCAGCAGAGUCGUGGGUGCGCAACACUGAUGAGUGCCAAACCAAGACGAAACGACUGUCGAUUGCUACAUGGUUUCCGGCGAUCCCUCUAACUGAUGUUGAUUUGUGAGGAAAUCUAACAGGUGAAAUCGAAUAAAGUAAGAAUAACAAUUUAUGCAGAAUAAGAUGGCUCCAUCAUUCAUUUCGUUGGCUCCUCUUCAGCUACUUACAGUCUAAAGAUAUUAUAUGAAAUUGGUCCAAAUCUCCAUAAAUCCCAUAAUUUUAAUACUAAAACGUUACACAGAUAUAUGAAAACAAACUCCAUGCAGAGCUAUCACUUCACAAGAGUGAUAACUGUAACCAACAAACGCUGUUUAUUCUAUCAAUAACAUGGUUACCUCCAUUGAAAACUAAGAGGAAUCCGACGCAAUUAUAAUUUUAUCACAAAAGCGGAGCUACAUAAAACGGCAUCAGGAAAAAUGAGUAUUAUUGGGUGGCAUUGUCACUCUAUAAACUUCACUUUACAUUAUAUCGGUUUACAACAAAUGUGAAACGCCACUCACUGUGUUGGGUACGUUAAAACUAAAUGUAAGAUUGUUUUCCAGCUUAGUACUCAAGUUAUAACCUCAGUACGGAGUUCAUUUCGUUUGACCUUAACAAAUAAUUUGUGUAUAUACUUAUAUCUAAAUCAAUUACUUUACUGUUCAGGGUGCUGGUGAUUGCUUUGUUGGC